Cylindrotheca closterium is the source of this 714-nucleotide messenger RNA. The record is from the annotation of a GenBank genome assembly. NCBI's taxonomy places the organism in Eukaryota, Bacillariophyta, Bacillariophyceae, Bacillariales, Bacillariaceae.
AUGGCAACUUUACAUCUACAGCAUCUACCUUUUCAAAUGGCAUUGAUGUUGCUUCUGUUGGGAUUGUCCUCAACCUUUUUUCAAGGCGCAUCAGCGUUUUCGACGUUGCCACAACGACCCUAUAAGUUGACAAGGGCGUCCCGACUACCUAAAGAACAAAGCCAGCAUCAGAAUGCCUUUGCUUCGGCUCGUACUCCUGUCAGAGGGCUCAUCAUAGGAAUGAAAUUGCGGCGGCAAAGUCCAAUUCUGUACAAAUCAAACUACAGUGCAGGAACGACCCCGGAAGGUGAACCAUCUACGGCAGAAGUAUCAUCCUCGUCAACAACAAGCAGCACCAACACCAUCGUCAAACCGCCGUUUUCCACGACAUUACUCGGGACCAUCAUCCGGAAAAUAUUUAGUCCUAUUGCGUAUUUGCAGCGAUGUAUCUUUCGAGCUAUCACAAAAUCGACUGCCGCCUUUCUGACAGCUGUCAUCUCCGAACCCGGUUGUAAUCAAGCCUUUGCGACUGUUAUUAUGAGAGGAUGUAACAUGGUAUUGACGUCCAAUAAGCUCAAGGAACGUCUCGUAGCAGCCCAAACAACAUUAUCAGAGACGGAACCAUCGUUGGCGAAAUUGACUGGUGAAGACUUUUUCAAAGUCCUCGCUCAAUUUGUUAUUGGAUUGAUCGAUCCGAGUUUUGAAUACGCUCCCAAGAAGGAGAACGAUGAUUAG